AUGUCCGACACUCCGGAUCAGGCUCGGAAGAGCGACGACGAGUCCGUAUCGGUCGUGGUCGUCACCCCGGCCGAGGCUGCGUCGGUCACCGGAGACGAGAAAAUGGAAGACGUGGCCGCUCCCGACGCCGAUGAAGCUGGCGACAGCGAGGAAGAGAAGAAGGAGAAGCAGAUGGUCGGCCUCGUCGCCGAGAGCAAGGACCUCUACGCCAAGCUCGACCAGCACGGUAACAGGUCCUGGACGGAAAAGAAGCCCGACGACCUCGAGGAGGCGGCCGAGAACGAGGAAACGGAAAAAUAUGCCAUCAUCGUCCGCAAACAGAAGCCGGAAGACGCAGACUCACGCAAGCCUCUCGUCAUCGACAGCAUCAUUAUCCAAUCGCCCUAUCUGAGGCCCGUCCUGGCCGAAGUAUUACACAACUACCCCGGCAUUCUCACGAACCUGUCGCGCCUCAAGCUCACCGCCCCCUUCGAGUGCUUUGUUCAUCGAUGGGACCGAUUCGAGGCUGCCCGAAAUGACCCGACACUCGAGGGCGCAGCGAAGGAGCACAUCGAGCUCCUCUACAGGAUCCUGCAAGAGGAGCUUGGCGACGUGAUCCAAUUGCGUGAGGACUACUUCAAGAACAAGGCCGUUGCCUGGGAGCACGCCUGGACGCUCUUCCCACCUGAAUGCACCGUGUUCGGGUCCAAGAACGGAAAGCCCGUCGCGGCCAAGUUCAAGCGCGGCUUUUAUACGCAGACGCCAUGUGGCAAAACCUACGCUCUGCGAUGCGAAAUCAUUGACUGGGAUGGAGUCAGGAUGGGCUGGACCAGCCUCGACAUGCAGAUCCCCCAGUUCCCAGGCACCCUGCCCUUCUCUGACCUGCCCACCUACCCGCUGGACUAUCAUCCUCAAGCCGAGUCAGUCAAGGCCAUGCUCAUUGAGCGCGGCCGGAAGUUUGACAGCCUCGCGGGCUACUGUUACCGCUGGUACAAGGGCGUCGGCCUGUGGCACCCGGAGGCCAACAAGACCCGCCGCGAGAACGUGCAGUCACGCAUUGUGGUCGACGGCGCGAAUUGGGAGAAGGAAAACUACGACCAUCAGGUCUAUAUCAGCGCUCUCCACAAAGGCGACGGACGCGGUCGGCGCUAUAGCACCUCCUCGAUGGAGAGUGACGCGGACUCGGAUACCGGCGAGGAUGACGGGGAAGCCGUUAAGCGGGCACCCUUGACUGACGAGCAGCGGCUGUUCACGUGCCCGAUAGUUCGUGGCUAUGCUCUUCAGAACAAGCGGUGGAUGGAGUUUUACAUCGACCAGGUCUCUGAAGUGCAAUUCAACGAAAACGCCUUCAGCUCGCUGGUCAUGGAAGAGGAGAAGAAGGAGCUCAUCCUCGCCUUCGCGCAGAGCCAGGUCAAGUACAAGGACGCCUUUGACGACGUCAUCUCCGGCAAGGGCAAGGGCAUCAUCAUGCUCCUGUCGGGUGGACCAGGCAUUGGCAAGACGUUGACGGCCGAGUCUGUGGCCGAGGAGAUGCGUGUGCCGCUGUACGCGAUGAGUGCGGGCGACCUCGGCAGCUCAGCCUACGAUGUCGAGGACAAUCUGAGCAAGAUCCUUGGCAUGGUCGCCAACUGGAAUGCCGUUCUCCUCCUCGACGAGUGCGACGUGUUCCUCGAGGAGCGCACCCCGCAGGACAUGGAGCGAAACCGCAUCGUGGCCAUUUUCUUGCGCACGCUCGAGUACUAUGAGGGCAUCCUGUUCCUCACAACAAACCGCGUCAAGAACAUGGACCCCGCGUUCCAGAGUCGGAUCCACGUGUCGCUCGAGUAUCCGGACCUGGAUACCGCGGCACGCGCGGCCGUGUGGCGAUCCUUCUUGGCGCGGACCGUCAGCCUCGUCGACGCCAAUCUCAGGGGUGAUGAUGCGCACGAUGUGACCCCGGAGGAGAUUGAGGCGCUGAGCAAACUUGAGCUCAACGGGCGGGUGAUCAAGAACGUGCUCAAGGCGGCCAACUUGCUGGCUUGCCAUAGAGGAGAGAAGCUGACGUUUUCGCAUCUGAGAACGGUGCUUCGCGUCGAGGGACACUCACUGUAG
Messenger RNA from Purpureocillium lilacinum, 2070 nucleotides. RefSeq lists its product as uncharacterized. Lineage: Eukaryota; Fungi; Ascomycota; Sordariomycetes; Hypocreales; Ophiocordycipitaceae. Gene Ontology annotation, molecular function: ATP hydrolysis activity; ATP binding. The record is from RefSeq and is a predicted model, not a curated record.